Messenger RNA from Humulus lupulus (European hop), 1308 nucleotides. RefSeq lists its product as uncharacterized. Gene Ontology annotation, molecular function: S-adenosylmethionine-dependent methyltransferase activity. The record is from RefSeq and is a predicted model, not a curated record. Lineage: Eukaryota; Viridiplantae; Streptophyta; Magnoliopsida; Rosales; Cannabaceae. The transcript is spliced from 8 exons. The coding region runs from base 274 to 1008 and encodes 244 amino acids.
UAAAACAAGCGACGGUUGAGUUAAUAAUGAAAAGAAUCACUACACUACUCCUUAAUAUUAGUACCAAGUAAGUACCAGAAACUUCCUCUGUUCACCUCACCUCACCUCACCCCAACCUCCUCAACCUCAACUUCCACAUCUUCUCUUCUCUUCUCUUCUCCAUCACCCACUUCCUCCGCCGCCGGGAACACUCAGACCCAAACCCCUUUCACCUCCUCCGCCACCAACUCCGGUGACCCACCAAAAAAAAUUCAAUCUUUUUUUCAUAUAAUAAUGUUCAGGGACAUAUCGAGUUGCAAUACGUACAACUAUGGCGAUGCCUUGUACUGGGAUGCCCGCUAUAUCCAGGAAGGUGGAUCCUUUGACUGGUACCAGCGUUACUCUGCGCUUCGCCCAUUUGUUCGCAAGUAUUUCCCAACCACUUCUCGGGUCCUCAUGGUUGGCUGUGGCAAUGCUGUUAUGUCCGAGGACAUGGUUAAGGACGGAUAUGAAGACAUAAUGAAUAUUGACAUUUCAUCAGUUGCCAUUGAAAUGAUGAAAAGAAAGCACGUGCAUAUUCCUCAGUUGAAAUAUAUGCAAAUGGAUGUUAGAGACAUGAGUGCCUUCCCAGAUGACUCAUUCGACGGCAUCCUUGAUAAAGGAACUCUGGAUUCUUUGAUGUGUGGCACCGAUGCUCCUGUUAGUGCUUCUCAAAUGCUAGGAGAAGUCAGUAGGCUUCUUAAACCGGGAGGUAUUUAUAUGUUGAUAACUUAUGGUGAUCCUAGAGUAAGGAUGCCUCAUUUGAACAAACCAGCAUACAAUUGGAAAAUUAUGUUAUACAUUAUACCUAGACCUGGAUUCGAAAAGCGUGAAGGUGGUAGUUCAUCAACCAGGCCGAGUUUGGAACCAAUUCCUACAACCGAGAAUGGCUUACUCCCAGCGGAUUUUGUUUUGGAAGAUCCAGAUUCUCACUUUAUAUACAUGUGUAAAAAAUUGGAUGAUACAGAGCUGACUGCUGAUGUCUUGUAGUAAUUUACCAGCGACACGGCACCGAUGAUCUAAGGUACUACAUGCUUACAAGCUUCAAAUCACACAGCAUAAUCAUUCAUGGGAUUACCAUUCUUGCUUGUACAAUGAGGACUAGUCAUUAGCAUCCUUGUUGUGUUUUGUAACAGAUAAAUGUUUCCAUUUAGUAAUUCAGUGUGCUAGCUUAACUUAUAGAGUGAAAAAUAUAUAUUUUUUAAAAAAAAAUAGCCAAGGAAAAUGGAACUCUUGAGAGAAACUAUAGUGGAAAUCAAUAAGGAUCAUCUUCUUAUUUGUUUUUCUUUU